AUGAGCUUCGCGUUCGGGUUUGUUUGGGGGAAACCGGAGACGCCGCUAACGUGUUUUGGUUAUGAGAUCGGGAUCAGGAGGUCGAUUCUUCUCGUGGUGCUGGUGUUUGCGCUCAGCAUCGGGGCCCUUGGGAUAUACUUUAUAGACUCCUCCGAUUGCCACGGUAACGGAAAGAGCGAGGAAGGUAGUGAGAGGCGGGGGGGCACAAAGAUGUACUCUGGCACCGACCCAGAGGCAGAUUGCAGCGCUGGAAUCUGUCCAGCAACCACUGCAGCCUCUGCCCGCAGACACCCCACAGCGCCACACACACAUGGGGUUCAGAAGAGAUCAUGUGACUUCAGCAUUUCUCACUAA
Molecule: messenger RNA, 354 nt
Organism: Knipowitschia caucasica
Lineage: Eukaryota; Metazoa; Chordata; Actinopteri; Gobiiformes; Gobiidae
Source: the annotation of a GenBank genome assembly